AUGACAUUAUGGUUUCGUGAUUGUCCUAAACCUAACAACAAUAUAAUGUGUAUUGACGUCACAGAAAAGAAAAAAGCAUGGAUAGCUGUUCAAGAUGACAUCUAUGAGCAACCAGUCAACAUGAUGGCACCCAAAAAAUCUCCACACGACAAGAAUUCAGUGCCUGAUUACGGGUACCGUGCCGAAGAGGAUACCUGGUCUCCAUAUGACAUGUCGAAGAUCGAAGCAUACCUGGACUCACAUAGGGAAGGAGAUACCGAACAUAACAGGAUCCGGCGAAGCCCUAAGAGGCGCCGCGGUUACAAUAAGCGACGCAACAAACCACUUGCGACUUCGGUAUCCGUUGAUGAUGAGGGAAAGAACGCGAGCACAACAGAAAUGCCGUCCCGACGCAGCAACAAGUGGGAGACGCAGCAGCAGAAGAAAAAGAAGAAGAAGUCUAGGAAAGAGAAGCCGAACUAUGACACGUAUGAGCCUCCUGUAAAGGAGUGGGAGUCCGGUUUCGUGGAGAUGCCGAAGGACCUCUACCAGGCUCACCUGCGUCCCGGCGUAAUCUUCCGCAUACAUAUGUCAGAAGCCAUACUCAAGAUGCAGUAUCGCAAUUACGGGGAAGACAAAGAUGAGUCCGUGAUAGAAGCGGACGUGGAAUAUUUGCGUCUCACGAGAAAAGUCAUCAAUGAUGAGAUCACCAAGUUUGAGGACCUCAAGUGGCUGAUUGGAUGGUUCAACAACCGCUCAGAACUGAUCCAGGAGCACAUGUGUAACACCAGAUACUAUACUGUUGGAAUUCCUCCAACAAUGUUCACCCACACGGAGGAGUACAUGAAGCGGAUGUGUCUAUUUGAUAACGUAUACAUCGACCACAUACCAUACGUGGUGGGCGAGGACAGCUCCCUGAUGGCGGCGGUGGCGCCCCCCGUGCUGCACUGCGACGCCGCCACCUGCACCUCCGUACCUUUCAUAGACAGCGUAAUGUUUGAUGAGCGACUAGCACGUACAAACGUCCGUACAGUGACUCGCUGUCAAGCCAGCUGCCGCGCACACUGUCGGAACGACGUCGACUGUCUCAAACGAUGCUCCGACCGCUGCCUAAGAUCGGACUGA
Achroia grisella is the source of this 1104-nucleotide messenger RNA. RefSeq lists its product as uncharacterized. The record is from RefSeq and is a predicted model, not a curated record. Bases 1 to 1104 code for a protein of 367 amino acids. The transcript has 9 exons. NCBI's taxonomy places the organism in Eukaryota, Metazoa, Arthropoda, Insecta, Lepidoptera, Pyralidae.